Molecule: messenger RNA, 1121 nt
Organism: Balaenoptera ricei (Rice's whale)
Lineage: Eukaryota; Metazoa; Chordata; Mammalia; Artiodactyla; Balaenopteridae
Gene: CRP
Product: C-reactive protein
Exons: 4
Coding region: 414-1121 (235 amino acids)
Biological process (GO): innate immune response
Molecular function (GO): complement component C1q complex binding; low-density lipoprotein particle binding
Source: RefSeq, a predicted model, not a curated record
CCUGUCCCCACCGUCUUCCUCCAGUGUCUCUCCCGGAACUCAGCUAAGUUAUUCCUGGCCCUGACCUCCCCAGCUCCGCGUGUCCCCGCUGACCCCUCCCAAGUCCCUCCCUUCCGGCGCUAACCCCGCUCACUAACCUCUCCCCGGGCGUUGGCCUCGUCGACAAUCUUCACGAAGCGGUCGAUCUGCUCUGGGCCCGGCGAGCAGAAGUCUGGGAUGCGCAGUCGGUGCAGGGUGAGGCCGGGGCAGCUGUCGCUGUGCGGGGGCCCGCGCUCCGUCAGUGACACCAGAUGAGAAAACUGAAGCUCUGGAGAGGUUCAGGAACUUGACCAAGAGAUGACUGAUGGCGGGGGAUUUGAAACCAAGCAGCCUGGCUCCAGAAUCUUUAACAAAACACAGAUUUGGUGUCAGCGAUGGAAUCCGCAGAGCCCUUCCAAGAUCUUCUGAAACAUGAAACACGGGCGUUGUACCCUCAGACCUUUUGGAGUUCUGUCCUUUUCAGAAGGGCUCUGGAUAUGCACACAAAGGCCUUUGUGUUCCCCAAAGAGUCGGAUAAUUCCUUUGUGACGCUGACUGCACAGCUAACAAAGCCACUUAAGGCCUUCACCGUAUGCCUGCAUGUCUAUACCGAUCUGACCCGCGACUAUAGCCUCUUCUCUUAUGCCACAAGGCAACAACAUAAUGAGAUCCUCCUCUUCAAGGGAAAGACUGGCGUAUACAGUGUAUCCGUGGGUGGAGCUGAUGUCUUUUUCAAGCCUCCUGAGAGUUCUCCUGCACCAAUGCACUUCUGUGUGACCUGGGAGUCUACCUCAGGGAUUACAGAGCUCUGGGUGGAUGGGAAACCCAUGGUGAGGAGGAGUAUGAAGAGGGGAUACUCUUUGGGGACAGAGGCAAGCAUCGUCCUGGGGCAGGAGCAGGAUGCAUUUGCUGGGGGCUUUGAUAAAAACCAGUCUUUGGUGGGAGACAUUGGAGAUGUGAACAUGUGGGACUAUGUGUUAUCACCAGAAGAGAUUAACACUGUCUAUGCUGGUGGGACCUUCAGUCCUAAUGUCCUGGACUGGCGGGCACUGAAGUAUAAAACAUAUGGUGAGGUGUUCGUCAAACGACAGCUAUGGCCCUGA